Messenger RNA from Stylonychia lemnae, 2775 nucleotides. The record is from the annotation of a GenBank genome assembly. NCBI's taxonomy places the organism in Eukaryota, Ciliophora, Spirotrichea, Sporadotrichida, Oxytrichidae.
AUGGAUCUAUCAUUCCCAACUUAAAUAUACCUAAAAGGUGAAGUUUAUGACAAAUUUAUAGAAUGUAAUUAGCUACUGGUAAAACAUAAGUUCGAAGAUGCACUCAAAAUAGCUGAAGAACUUUAACUCAAAUAAAAUAAAGAGGAGAUAAAAGAUGAGUCAUUAGAAGAUAAAAUUGAUGCUGUAAAAGAAGAUGAUCAUAAUGAUGGAGUUUUGGGAUAAAGAGAGAUUGUUUCAAAAUUUAUCUUAAAGUACUUAAAGGUUAAGGUUUUGAAGCACUAAACUAAUUAUCUGGAAGCAGUCAAAGAAGCAGAUUUAAUACUCAACGACCUUGAAAGGAUUGUUUAAGAUUAAAAAAAUUCAUAAAGCUAAGAGUAAAAUUAGCUAAGCAUGAAUCAUUUGUACUUGAAGACGAAGUAUUGCUAAGCUAAAUGCCUUAACAAAGUAGCAGAGUAUACCAAAGCUGAAUUUGCUUGUGACUAGAUUGAAUAAUUCGAAACUAAAUACGAUGAGAAAAACGAAUCUGGAGAAUAUUUAGUCUAGGCUUAGAAGUAUUGGAAAUAUGUGGUGAAGGCAUAGUAUAUUAAAGCUAGGCAAAUGGAAUUGAUGAUGGAGUUUGAAAGUGCAAAAAAGUACCUUGAGGAGCAUGCUAAGCCAGUCCUAAAGAGGAUCAUUGAUCAAUUCUAAGAAGAUAAAAGUCAAUCUUAAACCAAGGAUCUAAUCGACAAUAAGUAUAGUUUCUAAUACAGGAAGUAGUAUACUAGAUACUUAAGAAAAUUCAGAUGCAUUAAUUAGUGUAAUGAUAUCUUGAAAAACAUCUUAUCAGACGAACUAGAGUACUAUGGAUUGAAAAAUCUGGAAAACUAUACUACUGACUAAUUAAAUUAAUAUGUGUAGGAAUAUCAGCAGAGCUAAUAGAAUUUAGCUAAACAUAAAUCUUUACCUUUACUAAAAAUAGCCUAGACAUAUAUUGAGCUAGGAAAGAAUUAUAAGUAUUCUCGCAAGUAAGAGGAAUCUUUUAGAAGCUUUGAUAAUGCAGCUAAGUUGAUUAAGGCUGCAUUUGAUGGUAGUGAAAAUACAUUAAAACAAUCAAAAAUCUUUUCUAAAAAAGGCAUGACAAUAUUAAAAUGCAAUAGUUCAACAAACUUUGAAGAUAAAGAUGUAAAGGAUGCGAUCUAAAAAUUUGAUAUUGCUACUGAAAUACUGUAGAAAAUAUUUAUAAAUACCAAGUUUGAGUAAAGAAAUUUUAUCCUAGCCAAAUUGAACUUAAAAAAAGGUGAUGUAUUCUUGGAGGGUUAGAAAAAAGAAGAAGCUGAGAAGUAUUAUUUAGUGGCCCAAAAUAUGACGGGAUUUUUAUAUACAGAAAACCAUCCAGCUAUAUUAAUUCCUAAUUCUAAACUCUAAAGUUAUUACGGAGAAUCAGAAAAGGAAGAGGAAUUAUUGAAAUGUAAUCAAAUUAGCUUAAAAAAUAUUGAAAUAUCAACUAAAGCUUUUGGAGAUGAUAGUAUUUAUACACUCAAAGCUCAUUACGAUUAUCUGUCCAAUAAGAUCUUAUAGCGAAACUUAGAUGAAGCAUAGCCUAGUAUUUUAAAGUGUAGAUAAAUUGUGUAAAGACAUCACAAUGACGAUCCUAGAAAUCUAAUGAACUAGUACUUCUUCAUGACUCAGAUUCUAGUGGCUAUUAAUCUAAUGGGUACUCCUUAAGAAGAAGCUGCUCAGAGAAUUUUACACUAUGUAUUUUCUUAAUAGCUUAGAUAUGUAGAAUAAGACUCUAGUCACCCAUUCCUUGAGUAAGUUGUACUUAAUUUAGCUAUUUAUUACAGAACAAGCCAGCAAUAUGACUCGGCACUUGUAAUGUUUCUUCAGCUAAAAAGAAUCCAAGAGACUGCAUUUGGACCUGAAUCUGAGUCAGUUAUAUACACUUUAAAGAACCUAGGUGUUUGCUACCUAGCAACAGGAGAGAGUGAAUAAUCAGAAAAGUACUAUAUCAAAGCAAAGGAAAUAAUAGAGAAAUUAAACCUAAUAAGAAAGCCCUCUGAAAAUCAAUCGUAGUAAGAAAAAGAGGAUAAUUAAUAAUUAGCCGCUAUGUACUUUAAUCUUUAUUUGGCAGCAGUGCAAAGAGAAGAUUAUCAAAAGGCUAGUGAAUACAAUUUGAAAUGCUUAAACUAUCAUGUUCUAGUGAGUGGCUCAGAUUAAACUAUUUCAUGCACAAAUUGCUAUUUUAUAGAGUCAUAGAUGGAAUUUAGAUAGCAUAAUUUUGACAAGUCUAUUGAAUAUAUUCAAAAAGCUUUAAGUAUAUUUGAAUUAUAAGAUAGAAGUGAAUUAGGUAGAAGACCAGAUGAGUUGCAUUUGAUUUAGAUUAGAUAUUUAAUUGCUGCUGCUAAUAUCUACUAUGUAAAGCGUGAUUAUAAAAAUGCUCAUAAUAUGGCACUGAAAGCGCGCAAUAUUAGCAAUGAUGGCAGUCUUUUCACAUUUGAAACUAUAACUGAUGCAAAAAAGCAUGCUAUAGAAGCUUAAAGAUUAGUUUUAAAAUCAGAAGCCCAACUUUAAGGGAAGAGUUCUCUAGAUAUGAAGCCGAUUGAGGAAAUUCUUCGUAGAAAUCAAUUAUAGUAUUCAAUCGGUGAGCAAGAAGAAGAGAAAAUAAAGGAAUAGCAAUAGCAAAAAUUAAAGGAGCUCUAGAAUGCUAGUUACAUGAGAUCAGCUUUUGCCGCCUUUGGAUUGGUUUCAUCAACCUCUUUUUUGCUUUCUUACAUGUUACUAAAAAAUAGAUAAUGA